GCGAGCCGUAGUGGGCGGGGUGCGCACGCGUCAAGGACCCGGAAGCGGCGCGGGAGCGGCUGGAGGGAGCAGACAUUCCCCGUCAUGGUGGGCGAGAGGAGGAAUGGAAACCUGCUCGUGCACCUGGGGCCCACGCUGCAGGCCCACCCCGAGGAGCUGAUCCGGCAGCGCCGGGGCCACGAUGGCCACACCGAGUACCUGAUUCGCUGGAGCAUCCUCAGCUUGGAGGAGGGCCCAGGGAGCAGCACCAAUGCCUCUUCGGCGGAGAGCAAAGCGGAGAACAUCCUGAUGUGGAUGUCGGCAGAGGAGGUGUAUGCCAACUGCCCGACGCUGCUGGGCAAGAGGAAGCCCGAGGGGCAGCGGGUGAAGGAGGAGAAGGCGCCCAGCACGUUCCCUCCGGACGUCACGCUGGACGAGGCCUCGCUGCUGGAGAUGAAGGCUGACGUCAGGAACCUGGUGCAGCGGGCUAGCCGGCAGAUGGCCGGGCCCACGGGCCCGGAGUCCUCCAUCCUCAACACCAUCCACGUGCUGAGCGCCUACGCCAGCAUUGGCUCGCUGACGGGCGUCUUCAAGGAGACCGGGGCCCUGGACCUGCUGAUGAAGAUGCUGUGUAAUGAGGAGAAGCAAAUCCGUCGCAGCGCCGGCAAGAUGCUGAGGGCCCUGGCUUCACACGACGCAGGGAGUCGGGCCUACGUUCUCCUGUCCCUGAGCCAGCAGGACGGCAUUGAGCAGCACAUGGACUUCGACAGUCGCUACACCCUCCUGGAGCUGUUUGCGGAGACCACGUCCUCCGAAGAGCACUGCAUGUCCUUCGAGGGGAUCCACCUGCCCCAGAUCCCCGGGAAGCUGCUGUUCUCGCUGGUGAAGCGCUAUCUGUGCGUCACCUCUCUCGUGGACAAGCUCAACAGCAGCACGGAGCUGGGCGGGGAGCGGCAGGACUGCGCCGUGCCCUGCGCUCACGUCGGGGAGAGGAGCCGCAUGCAGCGGGAGUUCGAGUUCAGCAUGGCCAUGGCCAAUCUCAUCUCCGAGCUGGUGCGGGUGAUGGGCUGGGACCGCAGCCAGAGGAUGGAGCUGCUGUCCCUGCAGGAGGGGCAGCCGCGGGUCGUCCGCUCCAUCUUCCAGCCCAAGGCUCCCGCCUGCGCCGCCGUCCAGGUGGCCUCCUGCCCACCCCAGAAAGAAGCCAGUGCCUUCAAGACGCGCUCUGCCUUUCCGAGCCGCAGCAGCUAUGUGGAGUACGUGCAGGGGAACUUGGUGCGGGGCAUGCGGGUGCGCAUGCUGGAGGACUACGAGCAGGUCAGCGCUGGGGACGAGGGCGAGUUCCGCCAGAGCAACGACGGCACACCGCCCGUCCAGGUUUAUUGGCAGGCGCUGGGCCGCACCUACUGGGUGCACUGGCACAUGGUGGAGAUUGUCAGUUCGUCUGGCCAGGCGGAGCGGGAAGUCCAGGAAAAGGUGUCCAGCCUGACGGAGAACCUGAAAUUGACCACUGUCCCCCUCCCCCUCCCCGCCCCAGCAGCGCCCGCCCCAGGUCACCUUCCAGACGGUGGAGAUCAAGACGAUGCCCAACACAGCCUGCGCCGAGAGGAGACAGACCUUCUCCACCUUCAGGUAGAAGCGGAGCGGGGCUGUGUGCGCGGGCCAGGCGGGCACGGACACUGACACUGCCCCGCGGCACUGCUCCCUGGGGUGCCAGAGCCCCACCCACAGGCAGUGCAUUGGCUGCCCAGUGCUGGGGGUCUAGGCACGCCUGGGGCUCGAGCCAGGAGAGAAGUCCUGCCUAGGCCCAGCCACUGCCCCUGGAGCACAAGACACGAUUCCCAAGGGCUUGAGGUUUUUAAUUUAAAUAAAACAGCUGUGCUGA
Trachemys scripta elegans is the source of this 1861-nucleotide messenger RNA. Its product is annotated as cullin-9-like. Gene Ontology annotation, molecular function: ubiquitin protein ligase binding. NCBI's taxonomy places the organism in Eukaryota, Metazoa, Chordata, Testudines, Emydidae. The record is from RefSeq and is a predicted model, not a curated record. Gene Ontology annotation, biological process: ubiquitin-dependent protein catabolic process.